This is a messenger RNA of Penicillium taxi, 1389 nucleotides long. RefSeq names its product transposase. The coding region runs from base 1 to 1389 and encodes 462 amino acids. Gene Ontology annotation, molecular function: DNA binding. Lineage: Eukaryota; Fungi; Ascomycota; Eurotiomycetes; Eurotiales; Aspergillaceae. The transcript has 5 exons. The record is from RefSeq and is a predicted model, not a curated record. Gene Ontology annotation, cellular component: nucleus.
AUGUCUCAAAUUGAAGAAUCUACUGAAUCCCGCCUCUCUAAGGCCCAUGAAGCGGCUAAACGUGAAGAAACCCCAAAUAUCUCGAAGAUUGCGCGUGAUUAUGGUGUUAGUCGACAUACCCUCUCUAACCGCCUCAAAAAAGGGGCGACCGCGAGAUCUCAACGAAACCCAGCCAAUAAGGCUCUAGAUAAUGUCCAAGAGGAAGCUUUAGUACGCUGGAUUGAUCAGUUGCAUAAUUGGAAUAUGCCGCCAACACCUAAGCUAAUUCAGGCAUGGGCAAAUCGCUCGCUCAGAGGUGCUAGCCAUGUUGGUCUGAGUUGGGUGUACCGCUUUAUUAAACGUCUUCCUGAAGAGCUACAGCUAGCUCUAAAGAAGCAAUAUACCAAAGAAUCAAAGCGAAUUCAGGCUGAAGAUCCAGCCGAGCUAGGUGUGCCUUCGCGGUUGAUCUAUAACUUUGAUCAGUUUGGCUUUCGACCUGGCGAGGGUAAAAUCCAGGUGGCUAGUAGGAAGAAGAAGGCUUAUCCUGAUCUUGAGACUGAAGGAGGUGAAAAUGUCACUGCGGUUGAGUGUAUUGCUGCUGAUGGAUGGCCUUCGUUCGAUGAAGAUUUACCACCGAAUAUGAUGAUUAAAACGUCCCCGAAUGGCUGGAUAUCUGAUGAAAUAGCCUUACAAUGGCUAGAUUCUUUUAUUAAGGCUACGGAUACACCUGAUCGUCUGAAGAAAGGAGAGACGCGUGUCCUUAUCUUCGAUGGCCGUGACUCGCAUCUUACUCUUGAAUUCCUGCAAAAAUGUGAAGACUAUAAGAUUAUACCUUUUGGUUUUCUACCAUAUUCGACGCAUCUUUGCCAGCCACUUAAUGGGAAGCCAUUUUUCAGCUACAAACAACAUCUUCGAUUGCUUAAUGAUGAUAUCUCUUAUUGGUCUGGCGCGUCCAUGACGAAAGCUGAGUUUCUACGGGAAACUCACCCUGUACGACAAAAGGCCUUCAAUCCACAAAUCAUUCGAGACUCUUUUGAAGAGCGUGGUAUCUAUCCUAUGGAUAGUAAUAAGGUCUUAAGUAAGCUCCCUAACCAGCGGGAUAUGAUAUCUAGGAACCUUAUUAUUACUGAAGGUGGCCUUACUGAACUCCCUGAAGACCCGGCACCAUCUCCGUCAACAUCGUCAUCUAGUAUUGAACAUACUCCUCCGACAACCAUGGCAAUGCUUCAGGAGAACCAGGAGAUGCUACUCGAGAAUAUAGAUCUUCUUACACCGAAGCUACAGAGGUGGCUUACACGUCUCUGCAAUCUCUCCCGAUUAUUCCACAAAGAGCUUCUAUUGUUCAAAGAUAUAGUUGAGCAUAUUAUGGAUGCGCAAGAAUCACUCCGCCACUCAAAAACUAAACAAUAG